GAGUUGUUGAAGUGAAGCAUGGAAGCUGGACUCAUACGGUAGUGCAGGUAUGGAUUCUGGACAUAGGUACCGGUAGCACAGCGCCCGCUACUGCACUGUGGAUGCAAUGCCUGGUAUCCAGGAAUGCAUGGAUGGCGCAUCAUUCGUGGACGGACGUCUGUGUGAGAGUCCGGGCUACAAAAUUUCCAAGAGCAGCGGGUAAUGUUUGAUUUUGCAGAGGAAUUCGAAUUAUUUCAAGGUAAAAGUCAAGCAAAAGGGACCAUCAGAUGUCAGACUCCAUGGAGGAGCCAGCGACUCCGGCUGCUACUCGCGGUGGUGUAGGAAGCCAUGGUGGGAGUGCCAUGAGGGGGGAGGAUUUCACAACAUUCAUCAAAGCUCUCACGGAAAAGUAUGGUCUCUUUGAGAAGACGUCCAGGAUAAAGCCACCCCAGUUGAGCUUUGAUAAGACACCUCAGCAGUCAGGCAGGAAACAUUCCCCUGAGGGCCAGCUCUCAUCCCAUGCUCAGGGUACGGUCAGCAUUAAAGACGGGGUUUCCAUCGCGGAUGUAAAAAGUAAAACAGAGGGUAAACCUGAGCUGUCUGCUGGUCCUCCACAGACCAGGCGUACAGGCCGAAUUGAAAGCCCUGAUCUUAACGCUACGUCCAAGCUGGACAUACCGGGCUUGAGACUCGGGGUCUCAGAUGCAAUGCCGGGUGGUCAUCCUGCAGCUACAGCACCCCACCACCUGUCUGACGCAUCACAGGACCCCAUCAACCAUGCAAUGGAAACCCAGCUGUCCCCGUCCCUCUCGCAGUCUCCCACCUUGCCCACCUCCGGAUCAGAGGCCAGCUUCACACGGCAUAGGGCAUCACAUCGGCAGGCUUGGCAUUCCAAGGAGCCUCAUGAGGACUCCAUCGAUGGGAAUACUGACAUACUUUCCGAGCCGCGCGGUCAAGCAAACGAGGCAUCCAACACGUCGGCAUUGCCCUCACCUAGCUCCCCUGCUGGUAAUACGCUGGCACCCUUCACCAGGCCAGUGCUGUACCAGGAUCAGGCCAGUGGACAGGCCUCUUCCCAACCUCCGCUGCUGCCAGGCCGCAGUCCGAGACGGCCCCCGCGGUGGCUUCCCCUACUAACCAGCAUUGAGGCUGAAGCGAGGCUCUCAGACAUUGGGGGAGGAGAACGGAUGCGUGAGCCUGAUGCCGAGGCAACACCGGGGGCGGACGGAGAAGCAUCGCAAGCUGACGGCACUGCCCCUGAAACGAUGCUUGAACCGUCUGCUGCUUCUGCUGAGACCCCGCAUGGUGGCAUGCUCAAGAGGUUCCAGGAAGCUUCGACCAGCGAACUAGAGGGAAGUAAGGCCAGCGCUGGGGUUUCCCCUCCAGGAGAUGGCGGCCACAGUCAAGCUCAUGACCAAGAAAGUGCAGACGAUGAGCGGGAGCGGCAGGCAGGUUCGCAACCUGGGGGUUGGUCAGCGCUCAACCGCAGCUUGCGGGACAAUGGCUUUGGGUCGCUGCGUUCUCCACAGGAACCAGGGUUCUUUGUGGACGUGCACGCAGUUUUCAAGGAUCUUCUGAAGCAGUAUGAGAGGCGGGGAGCCAUGGUCCAGGAGCUUCUUGGAGCCAAUGAGAGUGCCAAGGAGGCGCAGUCCCAGCAACAAGCAGACUUGCAGCGGCUGGCUCACGAGAAGGAAACCCUUGAAAGCAAAGUCGAAGUUCUGGAGCACCAGGCAAAGGAGGCUGCAGAGGGGGUGGACCAGGCGGGAGCCAACCUGGCCGAGCGGAUACGGAAGCUGGAGUCUGCUAACGCUUCCCUCCAGCAGCGGUGUUCCCAGCUGCAGCAUCUAGCCCGGGCCAAGGAGAGAACGGCCCAAAAGCUGCAGGACAAGCUAGAAGAGACAGUCCUGAAGGAGGAGAAGCGUCGAAGUCGUGAGAAGGACAUCUAUGAGAAGCUGAAGCGCAAGCUUGCGUCUGACGCGCGAGGUCGGGGGUGGGGAGAUCUUGGGAAGGCAGCAGCCGUUGCUGCCAGGGAACUGCAACCAACUGUGCUGGUCGGCCUGUACGAGGCGCAGCGUGAGGCUACAGACGCGGAGCUGAGCAUGUUGCGCAAGGAGCUGGCGGCGGUGCAUGCGGAGCUGCGGGACAAGGACAAUCUGAUCAUGCGCAAGGACCGCGCGGGCGGCUGGAAAACCCUCGAAGUGGGAGUGCUGCUUGAGAAGCAAAUGGCGGCAGAGAAGGCGGCCAGCGAGGAGGCCCUCGCACUGGCGGCCCUGGAGGCCUCGCUCGCGGAAAAGCAGCAGGACGCCAAUCGGCGCGUAGCGGACGCCACGAAACGGGCGGAGCAGCUGGCGGAAGAGAACGCCAACCUGCGGCUGGAACUGGAGGCGCGGCCCUCGGUGCGCGACUUCCGGGAGACGCAGCGCCUGCUCUCGCGGCUCACCCGCAAGAUCGAGGACAUGCGCAAGCAGCAGGGAACGUGGAGCGACAGCGACUCCGAGGAGGAUGCGUUAGAGGAGGCGGAGCUGGAUGGCGCGGUGGCGCGCAAGCAAGAGCGGCUGCGGCCAACGCGCGAGCGCAUCGCGCGAGACCGCAACGUGCAUCGCUUGCGUCUCAAGAAGCUCGACAAGCUGCCCAAGGACGUCCUGCUUGAGGCGCUCCAGGACGUGUGCAUCCAGGUGGAGGCGGCGGAGCUGUCGCAGCUGACGUCAUCCGUGGACAAGAUGCUGCGCGUGAUGGCGGCGGUGCCCAAGAUGGAGCGCUUCAUCAGUGACGUCUGCAGCAUCGUCUUCCUCGAGGGGCCACCACCCAACAGCAGCAACGGUUCGAACGGCCAGCGCAGCCCGGAUGCGGUACCGAGCAUCCUGCGGGGCUGGAUCGAGACGCUGGGAAAGGUGCGCGAGCUGGAGGAGUUCCAGGCGGUCAUCGCCACUGAGCUCGGGCAGCGGCCCGAGGGCAGGCAGACGGUGCAAGGGCCCAACCUCGCAAGAAACUGCGCAGCGGCUGUGAAGGAGUUGGUGGGCUUGGAGCGCGAAUUCCUGCUGAAGGAGGCCACGUUCCGCCAGGCCGAGGGCCUCGUGCUGGCCGACCCCGAGCGGCUUAUACACAAGAUGCUCGCGCACUUCCAGCGGCUGUUCGAGGUCCCCCGGCUGGACGGCGUGUUCGCCCGGAUCAACGCCGUGUAUAGCCAGUACUCAGAGCACCACAACUUCCUGCGCGCCCUGCGCUCGCUGCUGGGCCUGCCUGACAACGCGGGCACCGGCGCUUGCAUCGCCCGCAUCAGGGCGCUCCUGGAUCAGGACGGGCGGGCGCGUGCCUUGGUGCCGGAGUACGUCCUGGGGGAAAAGAGGAACGGAGCUGCGGCAGGCGCAUCAGCCUCGGGCCGACCCGCAGAGGAGCCGACCGGCGACAAGGUUGGCCGUCGAGAGGUCGUCAACAAGCUGCUUCGACUGUUCCACCAGUCCGACGAGAAGCAGUUGGUUGCGCAUUGCGAGACGAUACUCUCAAGGUUGCAGCGCCACACACAGGUGCUCCCUCGUUACCAGAGUGUUGUCAACGAGUUGUACGACCUUCUAAGAGUGGCAACCUUAGAUGCCAUUGUCCCUGCUGUCAGAGCUCUGAAACAUGUGUAGGUAAGUCAAACGCACUCUUCGAUGUCGUCCUUCGAGGAGGUGAUGUCUUUGGCAACGUAAGGUGCCAUAUCAAUUGUAAAGAAAGUGUAUGUGAAAGUCAGCCCGAGCCCUUA
Molecule: messenger RNA, 3721 nt
Organism: Klebsormidium nitens
Lineage: Eukaryota; Viridiplantae; Streptophyta; Klebsormidiophyceae; Klebsormidiales; Klebsormidiaceae
Source: the annotation of a GenBank genome assembly